This is a messenger RNA of Penicillium riverlandense, 1080 nucleotides long. RefSeq lists its product as uncharacterized. The record is from RefSeq and is a predicted model, not a curated record. NCBI's taxonomy places the organism in Eukaryota, Fungi, Ascomycota, Eurotiomycetes, Eurotiales, Aspergillaceae. Bases 1 to 1080 code for a protein of 359 amino acids. The transcript is spliced from 2 exons.
AUGCCACCACCGCGCGCCGCAGCAGCCGCCUUCGUCUCCCUCCACCCUGCGGCGCACACGACCAUCGCAUCAUCAUCCGGCAUCUCUCACGCCCAUGCCAACCACCGACCUCAAGCGCAUAGAAUCCAACUACAAACACGACUACAUCCCCCAAUACUAUCCUCUCGAACAACCCCAUUCUCAACAUCCACACACCGCUCCGCCACCGCCCACGAACCAAACUACUACGAGAUCCUGGAUAUCCCCGUAACCGCGACAGCAGCCGAGAUCAAAAAACAAUUCUACGCUCUCUCCCUGCGUCACCACCCAGACCGCAACCGCGCCGACCCGAACGCCUCACAGCGCUUCGCCCGCAUCUCCGCCGCGUACAACGUCCUCGGCAGGGCCUCCAAGCGUGCCUCCUACGACCGCGAGCAUGGAUUCCAUCAUGCGCAGCAAUCACAUAGUCACACGCAUCCGAUGGGGAGUCAUAGUAGCCACUCAGCACACCACCACAAGGGAGGUGCAGGAGGAGGAGGGAGCUAUGCCGGGUCCAGACCUGCAAGCGGACUGAGUAAACGCCGCGGCGCGUUCAGGGGUCCGCCGCCGAGCUUCUAUGAGCAGGGGGGAUAUGGGGGGACCGGGAGGACGGCGGAGGGGUUUGCCGGGGGUGGCUUUUCUGGAGGAUCGUCAAGUGCAUGGGGAGGAUUUGGGGGGAAGAAGAAGAAACAGGAAACAGACCCCGAAGACCCAACCGCGUUUAUAGACCGCAACCCGCUAGGCCAUUUCAAUGCUCGCGGCCACUUCAGGACGCAGACUGCUGAAGAUGUGCGGCGGCGCGAACGCCGGUCAAGAGCUAGGGCUGCUGCUGCAGAGAAUCUUGCCAAUUCGUCUGGUGCGGGACCCGGGGACUUUGCGCUACGGUUUAUGGUUGUUUCGGGGAGUUUGAUGAUCGCGGGGGCGAUGACAGGUUUGUUGAAGUGGCCUGGGGCUGCUGGUUCUGGUUCUUCCGGUUCUGCUACUACGUCUACGGGCACAGGCACAGGUGGCAAGAAAUCGGGGAGUGCGGGGGGCCGUGGAGAAGCUGUAUCUGGACCAUGA